AUGCCGAUACAACAGCACCUUGAAACAAGGCAGCCAAUCACCACGGACCCAGACGUUGUCAAGAGUCUUGCAAAGGGUGGCCUCUCUCCUGAUGAUAUCGACUAUGUGAUAUACUCGCAUGUACAUUGGGACCACAUCGGCGAGCCUCGAGACUUCCCAAAAUCCACCUUUAUCGUCGGUCAUGGAGCACUUGCUCUGCUGGAUGGAGCUUCCAUAUCUUUUCGCGGAGGCCACUCCUUCUUUGAAAGCAAUCUCUUGCCACGGGAACGGACUGUUGAGUUAUCGGAACCUUCGGCCGAUACACAAAACAAAGACUGCCCGAGCAGGUUACCGGGUGAUGUCAGCUUCAGAGGCUCAUGGCGUGCGCAUGGCCAUCUCCCACAUGUUCUGGAUGUCUUCAACGACGGAUCACUGUUAAUCGUCAAUGCACCCGGUCAUCUUCCGGGUCACAUCAACCUUCUCGCAAGGACAUCGGAAAGCCACCAAAUUUACAUGGGCGGCGAUGCUUGCCACGAUAGACGACUGCUAACCGGCGAGAAAGCGAUCGGGGAAUGGAAUGAUUCAAAUGGGCACACUUGCUGCAUCCACGCUGAUCGAAAAGUAGCCGAAGAGACGAUUGAGAGGAUAAGAAUUUUAGAGCAGAAGGGAGUCGAGGUUAUUUUUGCGCACGAUAUCGAGUGGGACGAUAACCCGGCCAACAAGGUGAGAUAUUUCGGCGCUGACUAG
This is a messenger RNA of Pyrenophora tritici-repentis Pt-1C-BFP, 726 nucleotides long. RefSeq names its product Lactamase-B domain containing protein. The record is from RefSeq and is a predicted model, not a curated record. NCBI's taxonomy places the organism in Eukaryota, Fungi, Ascomycota, Dothideomycetes, Pleosporales, Pleosporaceae.